AUGUUUCAGCUGGCGUCUUGCCCAGUUGCCAGCGAAACUCGAUAUCGAAAACCUGCCAAAGUCUCCUACAACAUACCGAGGCUUGAGGAGUGUUGCCGUCGGGAACUUGGAAGUGAACGGCUCGGCGAGAUCUGCGAGGGAGCCGUGUCGGAUACCGGACCUUCGGUGCCCUCGGAUCACCGCAACUUGAACCUACUCAACAACUAUAUCAAGUGCCAUAGGGAAUCGACAAAACUGGCGUCAGGUCGGAAUUUCAAGACCGUUAUCGGCAAUUUAAGAUUUUACUGCAAUCAAAAGACCAUGUCACCACUUCCCAAACAUGAAUACGAUUACGACUUGUUGGUCAUCGGCGGAGGCUCUGGUGGUCUAGGCUGUGCAAGACGUGCAGCCCAAUAUGGUGCCAAAGUCGGGAUAAUCGAGAGAACUCCGGUCUUGGGUGGCACGUGUGUCAAUGUUGGAUGCGUCCCCAAAAAGGUAAUGUGGCAUGCUGCCGACGUUCGAGAGAAGAUGAGAGCGGCCGUACAUUAUUGUCAGACACCUGAAAGCACGAAACUACCAGAGGUGGAUUGGUUGAAGCUGAAAGAGAAGCGGGAUGGGUAUAUCACUCGAUUGAAUGGGAUUUACGAACGUAAUGUGAAGAAUGACAAGGUGGACUAUCUAAGUGGACACGCGAGUUUUAUCGAUCGAAACACACUGGAGAUCUCUCAAGGGGUUCAAUCCACUCACUUCCAUGCGCAAGCUCAGUCGGAUCUCUCGGUGGCUCCGAAAGAAGGCACCCGACGAUUGACGGCCGAGAAGAUUGUGAUUGCCGUUGGGGGUAGGCCGGUCUUACCGGAGAUCGAAGGCGCCGAGCUGGGGAUCGACUCUGACGGCUUCUUCGCUCUCGAAGCACUCCCCAAACGGGUGGCCGUCGUUGGCGCUGGCUAUAUCGCCGUCGAGCUCGCAGGGAUCUUUCAUGCGAUGGGCGCGGAGACUCACCUGAUCGUCAGACAGAACCAACCACUGAGGACGUUUGAUUCGAUCAUCAGGGACACUCUCACCGACCACAUGGAACAUAUCGGGAUCCAGAUUCAUAAGCACUCAGAGGUCAUCAAACUCUCGACGAGCGAAAAGGGGCCAUACAACCUAGCCAAACCGUUCCCGAAGACGAUCGAAACCUCUCGCGGUGAGAAGAUCGAAGUGGAUUGUGUACUCUUUGCGAUCGGCCGGAAACCGUUAUCAGAUCUGGUUGGAUGUGACAAAGCGGGUGUCGGAUUGGAUUCCAAGGGCAACGUGAUCGUCGACGAAUAUCAGAAGACUAAUGUCGAUAACAUCUUCGCGAUCGGAGAUGUCCAGGGGAAAGCCUUACUAACUCCGGUGGCUCUUGCGGCUGGAAGGAGACUUAGUAAUCGAUUGUACGGUGGAGUGAAGGAUGAUAAGAUUAGCUAUGAAAAUGUUGCCACCGUUGUGUUCUCUCAUCCACCCUGUGCGACGGUUGGCUUGACCGAAGAAGAAGCCCAUGAGAAAUAUGGGAAAGAGUCGAUCAAGGUCUAUCAAUCGAAGUUCAAGGCGAUGUACUACUCGAUGAUGCCCGAGGAAGAAAAAGAACCGACGGGGAUGAAGCUAGUUUGUUGGGGCCCGGAUGAGAAGAUCGUCGGGAUCCAUAUGAUUGGACUCGGGACGGAUGAAAUCAUCCAAGGCUUUGCUGUGGCUGUCAAGAUGGGUGCGCUCAAGAAAGAUUUUGACGAUACGAUUGCGAUCCAUCCCACUAGUGGUGAAGAACUUGUGACGAUGAGAUAGGAAGGAAACUUCCCCGAGUUUUACUAUGCUUCAUUGGAAACGCAAGCCCUGUUUGAAUUUGAUGUUGAUAUGUAGUUUGGAAGGCAAUCAAGAGGAUAGUUAAUUAGAUCAGAUGAAACGCAGAUUUAUGGACAAAUCCACGAGUUGUAUUUUUUUUUCUCCUCUCCGCUUGAAUAUAAUUAGAGAUAUUAUGUAGGAGAUGUGUUAAUGUUCGACUCCAGGAAAUUAAAUUGUAUCAAUCCGAUGUUGCCUCUUAAAUAAUUAAGUUGCAAAUUGUAUGUAUACAAUAGGAGGGUGUUGAUGUACAUGAUUACGUAAGCCCGGCCCCC
Messenger RNA from Puccinia graminis f. sp. tritici CRL 75-36-700-3, 2108 nucleotides. RefSeq names its product glutathione reductase (NADPH). The coding region runs from base 1 to 1779 and encodes 592 amino acids. Gene Ontology annotation, molecular function: glutathione-disulfide reductase (NADPH) activity; NADP binding; flavin adenine dinucleotide binding. NCBI's taxonomy places the organism in Eukaryota, Fungi, Basidiomycota, Pucciniomycetes, Pucciniales, Pucciniaceae. Gene Ontology annotation, cellular component: mitochondrion; cytosol. The record is from RefSeq and is a predicted model, not a curated record. Gene Ontology annotation, biological process: glutathione metabolic process; cell redox homeostasis; cellular response to oxidative stress. The transcript has 7 exons.